Messenger RNA from Gloeophyllum trabeum ATCC 11539, 1071 nucleotides. RefSeq lists its product as uncharacterized. The transcript is spliced from 3 exons. Lineage: Eukaryota; Fungi; Basidiomycota; Agaricomycetes; Gloeophyllales; Gloeophyllaceae. Bases 155 to 766 code for a protein of 203 amino acids. The record is from RefSeq and is a predicted model, not a curated record.
GAGGCUUUCAUAUUUUGACUCUCGACCACGUUCGACCCCUCAACGUUCUUUAUUUCUCUCUUCGAGUCGCUUCGUCUUCGCAGUCUUUUUCAGCUCUACCUUUGCUUCAACCAGCACCCAGAAAAACUCAGACGUUUCCUACUCGAAGCUUACGAUGAUGCACUCCUACUCUGCCAUCUUCCUGUCUCUCGUCGCCUCCGCUCUGGCGUACCAGGUCACCUCCCCUAACGCCCAGGAGGGAUGGACUUCCGCCGGCCCCAACACCGUCAGCUGGCAGCGCGUCGACACGGACCCGAGCAACUUCACCCUGGUCCUGACGAACGAGGACCGCAACGUCUUGCCCAGCAACAACCAAGUCCUCAUCGCCCUUGUUGACGGCACCACCGGCUCGACGACCGUCCCGCCCCCGAGCAACGGCUUCCCCGUUGGCGGCACGUUCAGGCUGAACUUUGUCAAGGACGCGCAGGACCUGAACAGCAUCCUCGCCCAGUCCUCGGAGUUCAACAUCACGAAGAGCACCACCAGCUCGUCGGGCACGUCCACUGCUACCGGCACUACCGGCGGCACCUCUUCUCGCAGCGGCAGCACGAUGACCAUCAGCAAUGGUGCAUCUGGUACCAGCGGCGCUACUGGCGCUGGCGGACUCAACCCUACCACGUCCGACACCACCACCAGCCCGACCUCGAGCAGCGCUGCCCUCCCCGGCGCGGGCGUCACGACCGGCUUCCUGGGCCUCGUCGCCCUGGUCGGUGCCUUCAUGGCCUAAACACCUACCCCCAUGUCAAAAUCGUCGUAGAGGACUAGAGGGUUUACACCAGCGUGGACAUGACUUUUUCCUAUCCUAGGUCUCAUUUUCUCCUGUGGGUCACACAUCCUGUCGUUCCAUAUCACUGUCGUUUCUGUCUCUCCGGACUCUGGUCGUAUCGUAUUAUAAGUGUCAAUCGAACAUUGAACGUACUGUGUAUUUGCCAACGGCCGCGAGGCUCAUAUUCGGACAGCGUACCAUACUGUUUGUGUUUUUAGCUUCGUGGCUUAGAUUAGGUAGGCAAAUAUGCAUCCUAAUUCCCGUCG